Phytophthora sojae is the source of this 1236-nucleotide messenger RNA. RefSeq lists its product as hypothetical. Gene Ontology annotation, molecular function: sulfotransferase activity. The record is from RefSeq and is a predicted model, not a curated record. Bases 1 to 1236 code for a protein of 411 amino acids. NCBI's taxonomy places the organism in Eukaryota, Oomycota, Peronosporomycetes, Peronosporales, Peronosporaceae. The transcript has 2 exons.
AUGACCGUCGCGGACACGGGCGUGUGGCUGCUGCGCGCGUACGUGAAUCUGCUGCUGCUCGUCCCGCGCCUGCUCCUCGAGCUCAACUUGGCGUGGAACCCCUUCGUGAUCCUCGCGCGCAGAGCUCUCAGCUCCGUCUUCAAGACCAUCACAGCAACCACUACUACUACUACUAACACUAUGGCGGACGACAACGGAAUGCGCUGGCUGCAGCCUGGAGAGCGCGGCGGCGAGCGCGUGGCCAUCGUGAGCUACCCGCGCUGCGGCAACUCGCUCAUGCGCGGGUUGCUGGAGAAGGUCACGGGCGUCUACACGGGCUGCGACACCAGGCCCGACCGGUCGCUGAGCAAGGAGCUGCAGCAGUACGGCAUGAAGGGCGAGGGCGUCGUGGACGAGUCGGUCUGGUUCGUCAAGACGCACUUCCCGGAGCGCGUGGGCUACAAGGAGUUCCCCGUCAAGAAGGCCAUCCUCGUGGUGCGCAACCCCUGGGACGUCAUCGACUCGUACUUCAACAUGACGCUCACCAACACGCACAACAAGAGUCUGCACGAGUCGCAGUACGAGCGUUUCGCCGAGCGCUGGGACGGCCUGCUGCGCAACGAGAUCGACGUCUGGAUGAAGUUCCACCGCUACUGGACCGCCAAGGUGGACAUCCCCAUCAUCGUCGUGCGCUACGAGGACCUGAUGAUGCACCGUGAGGAGACGCUGCGCCGCGUGUUCCUCUUCUUGACGGACCUGACGACGCUGGAAGGCACGGAGUGGGAGCAGCGGAUCCACGAUGUGAUGGCAACCGGCGGAGACAAGGCGGGCCCGUACAAGCCUCGCAGCGGCAAGAUUGGAGGAUCCUUCCGUCAUUACUCGGAGGAGCAGUUCCAAUACAUACUCAAGACGGCGAACCUGCCCCUGCGUGGAUUCGGCUACGACACGGAGACGCAGAACUUCCCGAAGGAGAUUACGCUCCCGAAGCGGCAGGUGAAGCCCGGCAAGAGUGCCGACGCCAAGCUGCUGAUCUCGAUCGACCCGGCCAUGGAGAUCCGCAAGAAGAACGACUCGUUCGGCCGCGGAUCGACCUACUUCCGACGAGCGCUGACGGAGCCCGUUAUUGCCAUGGAUGGCACGGAGCUGAACAUGGAUGAGGUGCUUGCCGCGAGGGAGCGGCUGCAGGCCAAGAAGGACGAGAAUGACGCGACGAAGAAGCUGCAGGAGCUUACUGUGGAGGAUGCUGACACAGAGUAA